AUGAAUACGGACCUUAUUUUGUUCGCCCUCAUGGGUGUGGCAUUGUGUGGUACAGGAAGGAGAAGCGAUAGAGGUGACGGUGGUGGAGAACGAAAAGGAGGACCCGAUAGAGAACGCGGUGGAGGAAUGGGGCCAUUGGGCCUCAUGGGCCUACCACCUCCACCGUAUCUUAAAUCCGUGAACGAGGAAGCUCGCCGAGAGUUCAUUGCUAUCAUAACGAAAACUGAUUUGACGCUCAGACAGCAGAAAGAAGCAGUCUCGCAGUGGGCCCGAAAAUUCGACAUUGAGGAGCAGGUGGAAGACUUCAAUGCGAACAUCACUCGGUUCAAGGGCGAAAUAAGGCAAAACCUCACAGACUUGAUAUUUGCAUUGCCGUCUGUUGCUCAGCAGUUUUCUGCUGUUCUAGACAAUGAGGACCAGACCGCAGCUGAGAAGGGAAAAAUUGCUCGCGGAUUUGAGGGCGGAAAAUCCUCAGCCAGAUAUUUUCAGGUGUUUAGCGUGUUGAAGUUCGCAAUGGGUCAGCUUCUACCAAGACAUGGACCGUCAAAAGAAGGUAGAAUGCAGAGUCGUGGAAGGAAAGGAAUGAGAGGAGGGCAGGACGAAAAGCGACCAGAACGAGGACGAUCGCGUGGUUCCAAGGGAACUACGAGAAACAACAUGAGCGAUCGGGAAUGGCUUCAAAAGCCAGGUUAG
This is a messenger RNA of Cooperia oncophora, 693 nucleotides long. NCBI's taxonomy places the organism in Eukaryota, Metazoa, Nematoda, Chromadorea, Rhabditida, Trichostrongylidae. The record is from the annotation of a GenBank genome assembly.